AUGGGCUCCAGGGCCCACACGUCACUGCCCCUCCUAGCACUGCUGCUGCAGGUGAGCUGGACUGGUGCCCAGAACUCGGGUGUGGGUACGCGUGGGCAUGGGAAGGGCAGCUCCCACCGGCCUUGCCUCUCCUGGGAUGAAGGGAGGGGAGAGGAGCUGAGCAGUCUGGCCGAGACUGGGAGAGGCCGCCGGCCUCUACAGCGAUCCAAGCAAGGAAGGGUUAUCACCACCUUGUCACUGGAGGAGGACCCAGGACCUUUCCCCAAACCUGCUGGUGAGCUGUUCAAUAAUAUGUCUUAUAACAUAUCAUUAAUGUAUUUCAGUGGACCUGGUGAGGAUGAAUAUCCAGAGAUUGGUUUGUUUUCUAUGGAAGGUGAUAACAGUGGAAAAAUACAUGUUCACCAUCCUGUUGAUUGAGAGACACUAACAUCUUUUAUGGUCUGUUUCAGUGUUGUGAAUCGCUUUACAGGAAAAGUCAUGGACAAAUCCAUGACAAAUCAAGUUCGGGUCAGCGAUGUGAAUGGUCACGCACCCCAGUUCGCGGAGAAGGAAUUCAGCGUGAAUGUGCGAGAGAGGCACGCGGAAGGUCAACCUGUUUGUCAGAUGCUAACAACUGAUUUGGAUCAAGAAGAUACGCCAAAUUCUCCAGUCCUUUAUUUCCUUGUUUCUCAAAUGCUGUCACUGAAAGAAAGUGGGUUCCAGAUCGACCAUAUUAGUGGAGAAAUACAACUCUCGUGCGUAGAUUAUGAGGCUGUUCCUCAGUUCACACUACUAUUUGGAGCAAGGGAUUUUGGAGAACCACCAUUGUCAUCUGCAGCCACCGUGCAUGUUAACGUGCAAGAUGGCAGCAUCUGUUUGCCCACACUCACCCAGGAGAACUAUGAGAUCCAGAUCUCUGAGGGCUGAGCCAGCCAGGGUGUGCUGCCUCUCCCGGUCCAACGUGGUGAUUCACCAUUCACAUCAGCUUGGAGAGUAAAAUUCAAAAUACUGAGUGGCAAUGAAGAGGGACAUUUUGACAUUUUGACUGACCCUAAGGCCAGCGAAGGGAUCGUAAAUGUUAUCAAGCCUUUGGAUCAUGAAGCUCCCCCAGGGCAGAGCCGCGACUGCCUGGAGAACGAGGAGCCGCUCUUCUCCGGUGAGGGGGCUGAGCUGCAGGUUCCAGGGAGGGCAGUGGCGGGUGCCGCCGUGAGUGUGCGCGUGACAGAUGCCAAUGCCCCACCGGCCUUCCACCCCACGGACUUCAUCGUCGGUGAAGUUGAUGGCACUGGGCCUGGAAUUCAGUCGGGAAUUUUUAAUGCUACGGAUCCAGACAGAAGUGCCGGCCAGCUCAGAUAUAAAGAGCUUCACGAUCCAGCAAAUGGGGUCAAUGUAGAUGAAGGCUCAGGGACGGUUGCCACCAGGAAACGGACUGACCGAGAAUCCCCUUAUGUAAAUGAUAAUUUUUACAUAAUCAUUGUUCAUGCUACUGAUGAUGGCCUCCCCCUGCAGACUGGGCUGGGGACCCUGAUGCUUUUCCUGCCAGACAUCAAUGACAACGCCCCAGCUCUCUAUUCUGGGUCUCGGUACCUGGAGGUCUGUGAGUCUGCAGUGAGUCUGCAGGAGCCCCUUCUCAUCACUGCGGAGGAUGGUGACCUGGAGCCCUAUUUGGACCUGUUUACAUUUGAACUGGCCAAUACCUGGGGAAAUGUGGAAGACACAUGGAAACUGGGGGAACAUCGGGGUGAGUGUUUGUAUUGGCCGGAUAAAGCACUGAAGAUGAGAAAAGUGUCCCUCAAAUGUGACCUGGAGAAAACAGACGGUGCGUGGAGAAGCCGGCGUCUACCUUCUCUUACUUUGGCCUUUCCCCGGCUCCAUGAUGCUGACGUGCUCGGGGAUGGCACAGGCCACCUGCCUCAUGUCUACACUGAGGAGGGAGAGCGAAGAGCAGAGACCCUCGGGACCGUCACCACCUCCGAGCAGGAACUGUCGCCUGACUUGCUGGACAGUUUGGGUUCAAAGGAUGUUCCACUUGAAGAAAUGUAUCCGGAGUCAGGCGUUCCUUCCUAGAUAAUGCGUAUUUUGAGGAAUUGGUACAAUUCAUGGAGGGCGAACCAUAUUCAUGGGAUUUUUUUUUUCCUUUUAAAAAACAUUUCCUCAUAGUCCACAGAUGAGAAUAAACUGUGAGUCUGGAGUAAAUGCUUUGAUAUUCUCAGACCAGACACCUUGAGCCAAAGCAAGACAGCAGGCUAUACUUUUUAAAAGUUUGAUUUGCAGAUAGAUUUUCUAAAGAAACUUGAACUUAAUUGUGGGAUUCCUUGCUGCCAUCAGCAGCCCUGCUUUGAGGGUAAAUGAAAACAUAAUCCAUAGAUUACCCAGCAAUUUGGCAGAAACAGAUAAUACUGAGGAAAAGUGAAAAUAGAUUCUUUUAGUGAUUAUUUACAU
Manis javanica (Malayan pangolin) is the source of this 2421-nucleotide messenger RNA. The record is from RefSeq and is a predicted model, not a curated record. NCBI's taxonomy places the organism in Eukaryota, Metazoa, Chordata, Mammalia, Pholidota, Manidae.